Clupea harengus (Atlantic herring) is the source of this 2308-nucleotide messenger RNA. It is a transcript of the gene adss1, whose product is annotated as adenylosuccinate synthase 1. Lineage: Eukaryota; Metazoa; Chordata; Actinopteri; Clupeiformes; Clupeidae. Gene Ontology annotation, cellular component: cytoplasm. Gene Ontology annotation, biological process: 'de novo' AMP biosynthetic process; IMP metabolic process. The record is from RefSeq and is a predicted model, not a curated record. Gene Ontology annotation, molecular function: GTP binding; adenylosuccinate synthase activity.
AUCAGUCGAUAAGAAAAUAUCUUUAAGUCUAACUUUAUUGACUAAUGUAUUUACGCAACAUCUUAACCAGUGAGAACGCGUCACGCCCCCAUUCUUGAGGUUCUUUUGCCGACGACGUAAACCGUCUGACACCAGUUGCUGGUCAGGACAGGCUGUACGCACGUUGAACCAUUCCGCACACUGCUACUUCAGCAGUCUGAAGUCUACAAAGAUGUCCGGCUGGUCAGUAAACGAUCAUAAGAGCUACACGAAUUCCCCCGCGACAGGGCAAAAGAGGAUGAGGAGCGAGACUGGAAACAAAGUUACGGUGGUGCUUGGCGCGCAAUGGGGAGAUGAGGGCAAAGGAAAAGUGGUCGACUUAUUGGCGACGGAGUCCGACAUGGUUUGCAGGUGUCAGGGUGGUAACAAUGCUGGCCACACAGUUGUAGUUGACGGUCAAGCAUACGACUUCCAUCUUCUCCCAAGUGGAAUCAUCAACUCCAAAUGCACUUCCGUCAUUGGUAACGGCGUAGUCAUCCAUCUACCUGGUUUGUUUGAAGAGGGAGAAAAGAAUGAGAAAAAAGGUCUCAAAGGCUGGGAGAAGCGACUGGUCAUCUCUGAUCGUGCUCACAUAGUGUUUGACUUCCAUCAGGAAGUAGAUGGCAUGCUGGAGGCCCAGAGACAAGAACAGGAGGGGAAGAGCAUCGGAACAACAAAGAAAGGUAUUGGACCCGCAUACACAUGCAAGGCAUCUCGUACUGGGCUUCGUAUCUGUGACCUUUUAGCUGACUUCAAAGAGUUUUCUGCCAGAUUCAAGAACCUUGUUCAGCAGUACCAGUCCAUGUAUCCCGGUCUUAAAGUUGAUGUUGACAGCCAGUUGAAAAAGCUGAAGGAGUAUGCGGAAAGGCUUCGACCCAUGGUGAAAGACGGUGUUUAUUUCAUGUACGAGGCACUCCAUGGACCAGCAAAAAAAAUCCUUGUCGAGGGGGCCAAUGCUGCUCUCCUUGACAUUGACUUUGGUACAUAUCCUUUUGUGACAUCAUCAAACUGCACCGUGGGAGGUGCUUGCACUGGACUUGGCAUUCCUCCUGCAAAUAUUGGAGAUGUGUUCGGAGUUUCCAAGGCCUACACCACCAGGGUGGGCAUUGGGGCCUUUCCCACAGAGCAACUUAAUCCAAUAGGAGAGCUGCUGCAGACGCGAGGUCAUGAGGUGGGUGUGACCACAGGCAGGAAGAGGCGCUGCGGUUGGCUGGACCUGGUCAUCCUGAGAUAUGCCCACAUGAUCAAUGGUUUCACAGCUAUUGCCCUAACUAAACUGGACAUUAUGGACGUUAUGGAUGAGAUCAAAGUUGGUGUGGCUUAUAAAAUCAAUGGAAAACGGAUCCACCAUUUCCCAUCAAACAUGGAUGUUUUAAACAAAGUGGAGGUAGAUUAUGAGACCUUUCCUGGCUGGAAGUCAGACACAUCAGCUGCUAGGAAAUGGGCUGACCUUCCACAAAAAGCUCAGAACUACAUCCGCUUUGUGGAGAACCACAUUGGUGUUCCCAUUAAGUGGGUUGGCGUUGGACCGUCCAGAGAGUGCAUGAUCCAGAUGUUCUAGAAUGCCUCUGCAUCAUUAAGAUGUUCUGGAAUGACUCAGCGUCAUCUAUAGGUUCUCAAGUUCCUAAGAAUAUCACUGAGAUGGAGGCAGACCCAUCUCAGAAGUGUCUCCUCACAAGUCCCAUCUGCCAUCUCCAUCUUAAUACCAGACGGAAUUAACCGUUAUACACACCUACAUUUACUUUAUUGGCUGUCCUUUCACCUUAAACCGUUUCCAGUGGGCAUGACAUAUUUAUGACCUCAUCAGAGUUAUGGAAGCAUCAACGCUGAAAUGGCUGAUCUUCUGAUCUUCUGUCUGAAGUUUUACAGAAGGCAAUGUUUUACUCUGACACAUAGUUGUUGUGGCACCAGUUUCUUGUGAAUCACAUUGCUUGUUUGAACUAUAAAUAUGUGUGGGACUAAGACAGUUAUGAGUUAGUUUCAUGUGACUGGGAAAAAACAUCUUUUUUUCAUAGACAGUCACUUUUAAUGAGGCAUUAUCUUGGCAUUAAAGUGUCAAAACAAGAAGUAUCUCUUACACCCUUACUGUCACUUUGUAUUUUGUGUUGGGGAAGUUUGGUUUUACUCAUAGUUGGAAAAGGCAAUUAAACAAGACAGUUUCCUUUCUACAUGCAUGAAUUAUGCUUAACAGGAAUGUUUUAUGCUGUUGAUAUUUGUUGUUGUUGUUAUUAAUUUGGUGUCAUUUGGAUAAGAGAUUUUGGCUUUGCAAUAAAUCUAAAUACAUUGUGGA